AUGUCUCUCGAUAGGGACGCCGCGAGGCUGUACAGACCGCUGCGCACGCUUUGUGUCUUAUUGAUAUUCGCCCUCUUCGCUGGUAGCUCUCUUGCCGCUGUCGCCGCCGCCAGCCCCGUCCCAGGAGGUGCACCUGUUGAACCAGAGGGCUUGGAAACGGAUGCUUGGAACAGCAGUGUCGCGGCUGAGGCGUUGGUCGCCCGGGGUAUCCAGCGCCCGUCUACCGCCGCGGACUCUCAGGUCAGAGAGGUCAUUGAGAUCCUGGCCGGCGCCCCGGGCAGCAAGAUCCCCGGCCCGUCCCAGGCUUUGAAGGCCGUUGAGACUCAGCUGCAGAGGGGCCUCCAGGCUCGCGGCAGGAACAAGGGGAAGAUCGAGGUCUUCUUCAUCAUCUAUGGCGGGAGCAACGGCGACGUCCCCCUGCUCUCGUCGGUGCUCCAGGGCAUGCUCGACAGACCGGCCAUCUUCGACGUUAAGCACGCGAUCGUCCUCGGCGACAGCUACCGGGACUUCUUCCCCGAAGGUCUCAAGGCCAAGUUCGCCAAUGACAACCGAGAGUGGGCCUCGAAGACGAACCCGCCCCGGCGCGACCAGGCGGUCGCCAUGUUUAUGCAGAAAAUGGCGUCCAUCCUCCAUGGUUGGUCGCCCGACCUCAUCGUCGCGAGCCACUUCAUCCCCCCCUCCGCUACAACACCGGACCAGCGCCGCCAGAUCCAGCAGCUGACGGCGCCCACCCGGGACCGGAUCCUCGUCGAGCUCCAGGUCUUUUACCUUCCCGGCAUCCGCUCCACCGCCCUCACAAAGAAGGACAUCAAGCCUAACCAUAUCCGCAUCUACGCACAGCAGCCCGAGAUCUGGGACAGCUCAUCCCCCAGCGCCGUCGGGGCGGCCAUGGUCGGCAAGCUACCCCGGCUGUCCGGUCGCUCCAGCACGGCCAGACCGGGCCGCCAGGGAGAGGUGUACUCGUGGAUCGACAAGCAGGGAAAGCGGCCCAUCUUUUACAUGGGCAUGGGUAUGAAGGAACGCCCCUUCGACAAGGACCACGCCUUCCCGGCAUUCUUCGAGGUCGCCAAGCAGGAGCUGGCCGCCCUUACCGACUGGAGCUUCAUCAUCCUGCACAACGUCAAACGAUCCGAGUCCAGCUUCCGGCGCGUCACCCACAACGGACGCGUCUUCCAUCUCUUUGUCGGCGAGACGUCGUGGGCCACGCUAUUCCCGGAAAUGUCCCUGGUACUGACCCACGGCGGCGUCGGCUCCAUGACGGACGCCAUCGCCGCCGGCGUCCCCCAAAUCAUCCUGCCGACGGACUACGCCGCCGACCAGACGUACUUCGCACGUCGGCUCGAGAGGAUGGGCGUCGGCAUCGGCCUGCCGCAGAUCCCCUACGCUGCGCUCUCCAAAACGGACUACGUGUCCGUCAAGGAGAUCCGAGACGCCUUCUCCAAGAUCAGGACCAACAGGAAGCACUACACGGACGGCAUCAGACCAUUCCGGAAGAACCUGGCCGAUACGAAUGCCCUCGACAACACCUUCGAGCUCGUCGAGAGGAUGUGCGCGGGCUUGGUUGCCAGGACCUAG
This is a messenger RNA of Colletotrichum chrysophilum, 1575 nucleotides long. RefSeq lists its product as uncharacterized. NCBI's taxonomy places the organism in Eukaryota, Fungi, Ascomycota, Sordariomycetes, Glomerellales, Glomerellaceae. The coding region runs from base 1 to 1575 and encodes 524 amino acids. The transcript has a single exon. The record is from RefSeq and is a predicted model, not a curated record.